AUGGCACCGAUCGCAAUGUCAGACUUGCAGUCAUCACCAUCCACUCUCACUGUCGACCCCACCGUGUUUCCUGCGCCAGAUGCAGAUGAGAAACUGAAGAAGCUAUGGCAACUGCACGGGCAUCCCCAUAGCCCAACAUUCACUGAUCCAACGCUGACAAGCAUUGCGACCCUGAUUGAGCAUAAUGCCAGGACUCAGCCAUCAAAGCCAGCUUUCAUCCACCCCGUAGGCGGCUCGUUCAAAGUGCUGGACUGGGCCCAGCUCAAUCAACUCUGCCACGCAGCAUCCAGGUUCUACUCCGAGCAGUUCCGAGAGGCUAUCAUUGCUGCCAAUCAGACGGUUCAGCAGCCCACAGUUGCCCUCCUAGGCGUCGGAAAUUCAAUCUCAUAUCUGAUUACUCAAUUUGCACUGAAUCGUCUGCGUCUGCGGGUUCUCCUACUCAGCAACAAGAACUCUCCUGCGACAAGAGAUCAUCUUCUCCGGGUAUGCAACGUUGCUGCCAUAAUUACUGAUGAGGCAAAUGAACCUUCUCUCCGUGGGCAAAGCCCCUGUCAACUGCCGGCAACCAAACUCAUCAGCCUAGAUGAGUUGAGACGGGCCGGCCAAGAUUUCCGAGAAGCUAAGCUGGCAUUUGAGACUGAUGACGAGUGGAAUCUUCAAUCGAUGAUCAUUCACUCCUCUGGUUCUACCGGUGUGCCGAAACCAAUCAUCCAUUCCAACAGGAGUUUGUGUCAGAUCGCACGAAUGUACAGACUACUUCCGGAGUUCUUUAUUGAGAAUUGGUAUCUUUGUUUCCCACUAUUCCAUGUCGCUGGAUUAUCGAUCGCCCUGUCGGGACUCCCGACCGGCUUACCUACCUCCAUGCCUCCAGCGCAAUGGCCCCCAGCCCCAAGUUCCAUCCUCGCAGCUUGGAAGUCUUUGACUGGCCUCGGAUACCCGCCCGACUGCCUCCACUGCGCACCAUCAGUCAUCGAGGACAUACACGAAUACAUCACCCUUACCACAAAAGACUAUAGUCCCCUCACAAAUUUGAAGGUCCUGCAGCCCGGAGGAGCUCCAUUAUCGUCUCUGAUGCUGUCCAAACUCCAGUGCAUCGGCGUCAACGUGAAGACCACCUACGGAACAACCGAAACCGGCCCGCCUCUCCGAACGAUACCGCAUACGAGAGACAAUCCAGACGUGUACCGCUUCCGGAACUUGUACCCCGACUCGGAGUUCGUUCGCAUGGAGGCUAUUGCGGAUGGCCUGUUUGAGUGCGUCGUGUACCGCGGGUUCCCCCUGGCCGCAGAACUCUGGCUUGAGAAGACGGCGCCGAACCCGUAUCGCACGGGCGACUUAUUCCUUGAGGAUCCUCCGAGGAGCGGGUAUUUUGUCCUCCAAGGGCGGCGUGAUGAUAUUCUCGUGCAUAGUAACGGGGAGAAGACGCAUGCAGCGGCGCUCGCUAUGGCACUCGAGGAAGAUAAGGCUGGUGUCAUUGCGAAGACUGCGGUCUUUGGGACGGGAAAGCCCUGUCCCUCUGUUGUUGUCGAAAUCAACUGGUCUGAGGUGGAAAAGAGGUCAAUGUCCGCCGUUGGCCUUGCCGACGAGGUGUGGAAGGUUGUGCAGGCGUGCAAUGAGAAGUCACCAGCGUAUUCAAGAAUACCUCGAAAAACAGUCCUCAUUCUUGAGAAGAGGAAGACAUUACCAGUCACUCCAAAAGGGAACGUGCGACGGACCGUCGCCUGGGAACUCUACGGAGACAAAGUGGAGGAACUUUACAACUCGUUUCUGGGACAUCAGCUUGACACGGAAGAAGCUGCCGAAUUGAAGGGCCCCAGUGUUUCUGGUAUAGAAAUCAUUCAAACAGUCGUUGCCGACGUUUUUGAUCUUUCCGUGCGAGACUUGGGAGAAGAUCAAAACUGGUACGAACUUGGGCUUGAUUCUCUACAUGCUGUUGAGGUGCGAUCGAAGCUCGUCAAGUUCUUCGGAACAUUCCCUCUUAUGUUUGUCUUCGAAUACCCCACGGCAAGGAAGCUACUCGGAUUCCUUCAGCAGCUCAAAAAAGACGGUCUCGACAGCAAGGCCUUGGUGAACAGCGACCAUCAUGAAUGGAUUCGGUCGAAAAUCCACCGCAUGAAUAGGAAAGUUGACAGCUGGAAGACAACUCAACGUCAAAAGGGAGACAGUAGAACAUCUGGUCAAGUCAUCUAUCUGACAGGAGCUAGCGGCGCUUUGGGUAAUGCUUUGUUGGAAGUUUUUAUCGAAACACCAACGGUCAGAACAGUUUACUGCGCCGUACGAGGGGCAGAUCCUCAAGCCCGCGUUUUGGACUCAUUGAAAAACAGGGGCUACGCGCCUAGCGUUUACCAAAGCGAGAAAAUUGUGCCCGUCAGCUAUGAUGUGAAAAACGAAAAGCUAGGACUUGACGAGGAGACGUAUCAACGUCUGGCAACUGAGGUGACGAUCGUGAUCCAUAACGCUUGGAAGUUGGACUUCAACCAACCCAUCCAGCAGUUUGAAGACGACUGUCUGAGAGGAGCCAUGCACCUCAUGUCGUUUUGCCUCAAAGGCGUGGAGAAGACAUUCAACUUCAUGAGCAGCGUCGCCGCAGCAAUGGGAAAUCCCGCCGGCACCAGAGUGCCAGAACUUCCUCUCCCACCGGAUUCUGACAACGCGCUGCCUACCGGGUACGCGCAGUCCAAGUUCAUCGUUGAGCAAGUCGCGCAGCACUACGCCUCGUCUCGUAAUAUACCUGUCCGUAUUCUCCGAGUCGGCCAGCUUUGCGGACAUUCGAGACUAGGGGCAUGGAACCACACCGAAAUGUGGCCUACGAUGAUGAUGGCGGGGAUAGACUACCUAGAGGCAAUGCCGGCCUUGCAAACCAGAGUCGACUGGCUCCCGGUUGAUAUUUGUGCGGAAGCCAUCGCUGGAGCGGUGAUUCCUACCGCUUCUAAGCCGUCAUUUGCUGUGACUAACCUGGUUAACCCGAGCGUCAUCCCAUGGGACACGCUGCUUUCUCUACUGGAGAAGGCUUGUGGACGAACGUUUGAGCACAUUGAUAUGAGACAAUGGGUAUCCAGGUUGGAGGAAACUGCCGAAUCGCGGGGCUUGAGUGUGCAGGAAUUGCCAGCAUUGAAACUACUGGGCUUUUUCCAGUCCAUGGCUGAAGAGGGUGGUAAUGGCGAGGGCGUGAUUUUCGAGUCUGGGAGUGUAGAGGAAGGACGACUUAUUGACGUGGAUAAGGUGAAGAGGUGGUUGGAAGUAUGGCGUCAAACAGGUCACUUGAGAGGGUAG
Colletotrichum orchidophilum is the source of this 3273-nucleotide messenger RNA. RefSeq names its product male sterility protein. Bases 1 to 3273 code for a protein of 1090 amino acids. NCBI's taxonomy places the organism in Eukaryota, Fungi, Ascomycota, Sordariomycetes, Glomerellales, Glomerellaceae. The record is from RefSeq and is a predicted model, not a curated record. Gene Ontology annotation, molecular function: phosphopantetheine binding. The transcript has 4 exons.